Vicia villosa (hairy vetch) is the source of this 1925-nucleotide messenger RNA. Its product is annotated as aluminum-activated malate transporter 8-like. The coding region runs from base 62 to 1513 and encodes 483 amino acids. Gene Ontology annotation, cellular component: plant-type vacuole membrane. The record is from RefSeq and is a predicted model, not a curated record. Lineage: Eukaryota; Viridiplantae; Streptophyta; Magnoliopsida; Fabales; Fabaceae. The transcript has 6 exons. Gene Ontology annotation, biological process: malate transport.
ACCUUAUUUGCUCAAUUUCAUAUUUUGUUCCAUUUUGAAACUUAAUCAUUUAUAUCUUGUCAUGGAUAUUAAGUCAACAAAUCAAGUUAACAAAGCUGGAAUAUUAUCUAGAAUGGGUGGUUUCUUCAAUGCUUUGGCUUUGAAGUUUAAGUCCAAGUUAAUGAAUGCAACAAAAAGUGUGAAAAAGAUUGGAAAAGAUGACCCUAGAAGAGUAAUCCACUCAUUGAAAGUUGGAGUUGCUCUUACAGUUGUGUCAUUGUUUUACUAUUCAAGGCCUCUUUAUAAUGGCUUUGGAGUUGCUGGAAUGUGGGCUGUUCUUACUGUCGUUGUAGUUUUCGAAUUUACUGUUGGUGCAACCCUUAGCAAAAGUUUGAAUAGAGGAUGUGCUACAUUAGUAGCAGGUGCUUUAGGGGUUGGAGGGCAUCACUUGGCCACUGCUGUUGGAGAAAAAGGAGAAGCUAUUGUCCUUGGUGCCCUUGUCUUCAUUCUAGCUGCAAUUGCAACAUUUUUAAGAUUUGUUCCAAAGAUCAAGGCAAGAUAUGAUUAUGGGAUGGUGAUAUUUAUAUUGACAUUCUGUUUGGUUAGCGUGUCGGGGUAUAGAGUGGAGGAACUUGUUGAGCUUGCACAUCAGAGACUUUCAACAAUUAUAAUUGGAGCUGCAGCUUGCAUGCUUAUCUCCAUAUUUGUAUGUCCAGUUUGGGCAGGUCUAGACCUUCAUAACUUGGUUGCUUCCAACAUAGAAAAACUAGCAAAUUACCUUGAAGGUUUUGAAGGUGAAUAUUUUCACUCAUCAGAAGAUAAAGAAAAAUCUAAGUCACUUCUACAAGGAUAUAAAAGUGUUCUCAACUCCAAAGCAAUUGAAGAAUCUUUGGCAAAUUUUGCAAGGUGGGAACCAGGUCAUGGCGGUUUCAGUCUUCGUCAUCCUUGGAUGCAAUACUUGAAAAUCGGAGUACUUGCUCGCGAAUGCGCAUACAAGAUUGAAACCCUCAACACAUAUCUUAACCCUGAAAUCCAAACUUGUUUGGAAUUCAAGUGCAAAAUUCAAGAAGAAUGCACAAAGAUGAGUUCAGAAUCCAACAAAGCAUUGAAAGCAAUAUCAUCAUCAAUGAAAACAAUGACACACCCAUCAUCAGCUAAAAGCCACAUAGAAAAUUCAAAAAUCGCAAUUGAGGAACUCAAAGUUGUACUAGAAGACAUUUCCUUAGAGGAUGUAGAGCUCUUAGCUAUAAUACCAGUUGCCACAGUUGCUGCAAUACUUGAAGAAAUCACUAUUUCAGUUGAGAAAAUCUAUGAUUCAGUUUCUGAGCUUUCUCAUUUGGCACACUUCAAGAAUGUAGAAUCCAAUGUCUCACCAGAAAAGCCACCACUACUUCAUAGAGGAAUCAUAAAACCUGUCGAGGACAUUGAUAACGCGCCACAUGUUGCAAUCGUGAUCCAAGAUUUAUGUACAGACUCUCCGAAAAAAGCUAGAAAAGAAACCACUGAAAUCCUUCAAACAAUAACUAUAAAUUAAAAUAGUUGUCACUAUAACAUGAUAUUAGGUAGUAAUUUAACUUGACAUGAAAUCAAGAUGUCUAGAGUAACAAUUUUCAUGCAUUCACGCAACUAGUAACCAUGACGUGUUCGUUGGAUUAAGAUUCGAACGACUCUGAUUUUAAGUUUGACGGUAACUUUAUAAACAAACUUGAAAUCAGAGUCAUUUAGUCUUUAUCCAACAACUCCGAGUUGCUUAUUUUGCAAAUGUAUGAAAAUUGUUACCAAAAACAAUUCAUAUUUCAGUUAAGUUUAUUAUUACUUAGUUGAGUAAAUAGUUGCCAACCUUAUUUGACAAAUUGUAAAAUUAAGGUGAGAAUCUUUUUCAUAUUCUUACCUUAAUUUAAUUUCUUCAUUACUUUUGUUGUUGUUAUGUUCUACGGAAAAGCUUU